Messenger RNA from Zea mays, 1949 nucleotides. RefSeq lists its product as uncharacterized. Gene Ontology annotation, molecular function: protein serine/threonine kinase activity; ATP binding. The record is from RefSeq and is a predicted model, not a curated record. Gene Ontology annotation, cellular component: cytoplasm. Lineage: Eukaryota; Viridiplantae; Streptophyta; Magnoliopsida; Poales; Poaceae. Gene Ontology annotation, biological process: protein phosphorylation; intracellular signal transduction. The coding region runs from base 354 to 1634 and encodes 426 amino acids. The transcript has 13 exons.
ACCCCGAUUGUGUGGCUUCCAAUCAGAGCGUUCUCCCGCUACCUCCGAGCCUCUCGGCCCUCAGGCUCUGACCUUAAAUGGGAUCUGCCGCACUCCUGCUCUCUAUCUCUCUCUCUGCAACGACUGGGUUACCGACGCAGCCGCCCUCAGCCAGGUGCGCGCGUCUUCUUUGGGCCCUUCGCUGGUGACGAGCGCCCACUAGGUUGGCUGUGUGCUGAUGCUAUUUGUGUUUAAGUACUUCCACCUGGUGUUAAUCUUUUGGGAGUGGAAUCUCUGAGACCUCUGAGGUGUGCCUUUCUGGCAUCAAGUUUAACUGCAACGAUCAGAGGGUUUCUGGUGCCUGCUCAUUCUGAAUGGCAGACCUUACGGACAUCGGUUGCUGCAGUUGCUUUAGCUUUUUAAGGAAGCCCAGUGUACCUGUACGUCAACAUCAGGAUGCUGAUGGCAUGUUAUCUGAAGAUUUACUGAAGCGUCAAUCAGCUGAAGAUCCUGAUGGAAGUUUCUACACUGGGGAUGAUCCUGAUGUAAGCUUUUAUAACGGGGAUGAUCUUGAUAGAAGCUUCUACAAUGGAGAUGAUCCUGAUAGAAGCUUUUACGAUAGAGAUGAUACUGAUUAUAUUGAGGGAAGCGAUGAUGGACCACCAAGGAAGAGUUCUGAAGAUAUUGUACAGUUAAGAACUCAAAAUGGCUUUGCAUGUAGAGAAAUCUCAGUUAAAGAGACUAAAAAAGUAUUUCGCUCAGAGGAUGAAAAUGGUAAUAAGAUGGUCAAUCAAUAUGUCCACUUGGGAAAGAUUGGUUCUGGAAGCUACGGAAAAGUGGUUCUGUACAGAAACAUUAAAGAUGGGAAGUUGUAUGCCAUCAAGGUUCUGAAUAAGCCUUACAUGAUGAAAGUACGUGUUGUACGCACAGAAACUGCCAUGACAGAUGUUCUUCGGGAGGUGUCCAUAAUGAAAAUGCUGAAUCACCCUAACAUUGUCAAUCUUGUUGAAGUGAUUGAUGACCCAAACAUAGAUAAAUUCUACAUGGUUCUUGACUAUGUUGAAGGAAAAAUGGUUUGCGAUAAUGGUUUAGAAGAAGGUACUGCAAGAAAUUAUUUGCGAGACAUAAUAUCUGGUCUUAUGUAUCUUCACUCUCAUAAUGUUAUUCAUGGUGAUAUCAAACCAGACAAUCUCUUGGUUACCAGUGCCGGCAAUGUGAAGAUUGGGGAUUUCAGUGUUAGCCAGGUUUUUGAGGAUGAUGAUGAUAUGCUUUGGAGAUCUCCUGGCACUCCUGUUUUCACUGCCCCGGAGUGCUGUCAAGGUUCAGCCUACCAUGGUCGGGCCUCUGAUACAUGGGCAGUUGGUGUAACUUUAUAUUGUAUGGUUUCUGGGCAUUAUCCAUUUCUUGGGGAUACAUUGCAGGAAACUUAUGAUAAGAUUGCCAAUGAUCCUGUGCAAAUACCUGGAGACAUGAACCCCCAACUUGCUGAUUUGCUCCUAAGGCUUCUCUGCAAAGAUCCAGGGGAUCGCAUCACGCUGCAGGCUGCGGCUGAGCAUCCUUGGGUUGCUGGUGAUGAGGGGCCAGUCCCUGAAUUCAUCUGUAGAUGUGGGUUUGGCCGCAGGAAGAGGAAUGAUGUCCGCGAAGAAGUACAAUAACAAAGCAUCCUCGGAUAGUCCACAGGUCUAGUGUAGAUAAUUGAUAAAGGUUGGCAAAACGUAGCCCUGACGAUGAGUUUGUUUUUUGUUUGUUUGUUUGUUUGUUUGUUUGUUGUUUCGUGUUCCUAAUUUCCAACGAGUGUUGGGCGCUCGACUGAACAUGUUUCUUUUAGUAAGAGAAUCUCGAGUGUAACCCUAAUGACAGUAAAACCCACCGUCUGCCCCCAAUUUUUUGUUGCCCUGUAUAGGACAUACAUACGGUCAGAAACCACCAAGGUGCCGUAAACCUGCACUGCCAUUCAGAUAGUGUGAGAA